UUUACCAUCUGUCAAAGAGACGUCAUUAAAAGAAAAACAAAAGUAAAUUGUGAACGCUGCGCGAACUGCAGAAUCGGUGGUCGGUUUUUAUAAUAAUGGCAGAUCCAAGAAUUAGACAAAUCAAAAUUAAAACUGGCGUCGUCAAGCGUAUAGCUAAAGAAAAAAGUUUGUACGAAAAGGAGGCCGAACAGCAAAAGAAUAAGGUACAAAAAUUAAAAGACGAAGGCCAAGACGAACACGAUAUUAGGAAGCAAGAAGAGGUACUUCAGGAAUCGCUGAUGAUGGUUCCUGACUGCCAAAGAAGGUUAUUAAAAGCCCAUGCAGAUUUGAAGUCAAUAUUAGAGACUGAACAAGACUUGAAAGACAACGAAGAUUAUAUAACUGCAGAGCAAGUGCUCAAAGAGGCUGAGAGCCAACUGCCUGACUCAGCAUAAUAACACAUUUCUUAUUUCUAUUAUAUAUUAAUCAUUUAUAAAUCAUGUCUAAUCCUAA
Messenger RNA from Papilio machaon (common yellow swallowtail), 492 nucleotides. RefSeq names its product tubulin-specific chaperone A (gene Tbca). NCBI's taxonomy places the organism in Eukaryota, Metazoa, Arthropoda, Insecta, Lepidoptera, Papilionidae. Gene Ontology annotation, biological process: tubulin complex assembly; post-chaperonin tubulin folding pathway. Gene Ontology annotation, cellular component: cytosol; microtubule cytoskeleton. Gene Ontology annotation, molecular function: beta-tubulin binding. The record is from RefSeq and is a predicted model, not a curated record. The transcript has 2 exons. Bases 96 to 434 code for a protein of 112 amino acids.